AUGGUCGCUCUCUCAGGUUCUCACACGAUAGGACAAGCAAGAUGCACUACUUUUCGCGAUCGUCUCUAUAACGAAACUGAUAUAAAUGCUUCAUUCGCUACAUCGGUUAAAUCGAACUGUCCACAAAGUGGAAGUGACAAUGACAUCUCUCCAUUAGACGCCACAAGCCCAACCACAUUUGAUAAUAUUUACUAUAAGAAUCUGCGAAUUCAAAAGGGUCUUCUUCAUUCUGACCAACAACUCUCUAGUGGAGGCUCAACAGACUCUAUCGUUAACACUUAUAGUUCCAAUUCAGCCACUUUCUUCACUGAUUUUGCAAAUGCCAUGGUGAAAAUGGGUAAUCUUAGCCCACUUACUGGCACCAAUGGUCAAAUCCGCAAAAAUUGUAGGAAGACCAAUUAA
Messenger RNA from Solanum lycopersicum (tomato), 402 nucleotides. The record is from RefSeq and is a predicted model, not a curated record. Lineage: Eukaryota; Viridiplantae; Streptophyta; Magnoliopsida; Solanales; Solanaceae.